AUGGUUCAGUACAUUCCGCCGACAUCGAAUGUCGUCGCGAGACUGUUCAGCCAAGCGAAGGUGGUGCUCUCCCCGCUACGUCAGUCGAUGUCGUCGGUGCAGCUUGAGCGAGUACUCUUCCUCAAGAUUAAUCGCCGUUUCUGGUCCGUUAAGACCGUGCAAGAAGAUCGUCGCCUUCGAGCGAGCCCAAGCCAAGGCUCGCGUGGUCCGGACAUUUCAGGAAAGAACAGGCGAGAUGCGGCCGAAGCCAACGAUGUCAAUUACUUUACUGCACGGCGGGCUGUCAUAGCCGCCAGACAGGAACCCAAGCAGCACGACGGAGUGAGAGCAACCUCUAUUACGAUGACAGUGGAAGGUAUGAGCAAGCCUAACGAGCUCAUCGACGAGCACUGCCGUAUGACGCUGAGUCAGCUAUGCGAUUGUCUGCACAGCGAUAUCGCUGUGGUCGUCAGCAAAACGCCCGCGCAUCGCGCGCUACAAAGUAUGCUGUACUCGAUAAAGCAGCUUCGCAUCGAAAAGGCCACCAUGAAUCCAAACGCCAACAAGGAGAAGCACAUGGAGCAAUGCUGA
This is a messenger RNA of Phytophthora nicotianae INRA-310, 570 nucleotides long. RefSeq lists its product as hypothetical. The transcript is spliced from 2 exons. NCBI's taxonomy places the organism in Eukaryota, Oomycota, Peronosporomycetes, Peronosporales, Peronosporaceae. The record is from RefSeq and is a predicted model, not a curated record. The coding region runs from base 1 to 570 and encodes 189 amino acids.